GAAUUUGGCUAACCCUAAUCUCUCUAUCCACUCACGUAUGAAGUGAAUUCAGAUUCAACCAACGGAUUGAGGACACGUGAUGACAUGACAAAGCAAAACCCACGUACACGUGAUACAGAAAGUCAUGAACCGGACAAGACUUUUUGGACACGAAGCUGUAAUGUAACAUUGUGUUCUCACACAGUUUCUUUCCUAUAUUUUUUACCACCAUCCAAAUCCAAUUUCCAUAUUUCGUAAUAUUUCCAUUAUUUUUUGUCUCAUUGCCCCCAAAUAUCACCGUUUCUCUCAAGCUCUCUCAAUCUUUUCUCAAUUUGAGUGGCUGCAAAACCCCACGUGUUACCUCCUUCACUUUUUUGGCUGCCCCCACUUUUUUUGUUCACCUCUUUCUUCAACCAAUAAUCCCUUUGGAGGUUUAGGGUUUUGGUCCUCGCGGCUCUCUCCUAAUUAAAGGAUAUUUCUUUCUUUUUUUCAAUAACCGCCCAUGUCUAAGAGGUUUCUUUGCAAGUUCUUUGCUCAUGGAGCUUGUCUGAAAGGGGAGCAUUGUGAAUUUUCUCAUGACUGGAAAGAUCCUCCAAAUAAUGUAUGCACAUUUUAUCAGAAAGGAGUCUGUGCUUAUGGUAGUCGCUGCAGAUAUGAUCAUGUCAAAGCUUCUCGAGAGCAAUCUUCUGCUCCAUCUUCUUCAGUAAUCGAACCCCAGACCCUGGUUUCAGAUACUGUUGCUUUUGGAAAUACUAGAGCUGCAUCAAAUGGUGUUGCUACAGGGGCAGAGUUUUCUCUUUCCAGUAGUCCUUACCUUCUUCCUAGUGAACCGGCUUGGAAUCGAGAACUGGUUUGGAAUCAAGAAUUUGGGUAUCAUGAACCUUUAUGGGAAGACAAUGUUGGUCAAUCAAUAAUCACUUCACCUUCUGAGCUUUCAAUUUGUUCAUUUGCUGGAGCUGGAAACUGUCCACGAGGCGAAAAAUGCCCUCAUAUUCAUGGGGAUCUAUGUCCCACCUGUGGAAAACAUUGCUUGCAUCCUUUCCGACCUGAGGAAAGAGAAGAACAUAUGAAGACUUGCGAAAAUAAGCGUAAGCAUCUUGAGGCAUUGAAACAAAGUCAAGAAAUUGAAUGCAGUGUUUGCCUGGAGCAUGUUCUGUCAAAGCCUACAGCAGCUGAGUGUAAGUUUGGGCUGCUAUCAGAAUGUGAUCAUCCAUUCUGCAUAUCCUGUAUUAGGAAUUGGCGUAGUAGUAACCCAACAUUGGGGAUGGAUGUUAAUAGCACAUUGAGGGCAUGUCCUAUUUGUCGUAAGCUGUCGUACUUUGUCAUUCCAAGUGUCAUUUGGUACUCAACAACUGAAGAAAAACAAGAAAUCAUUAACAACUACAAGGCAAAGCUCAAGUCAAUUGAUUGCAAGCACUUUGACUUUGGGGAAGGAAACUGCCCUUUUGGAACUAGUUGUUUCUACAAGCAUGCAUUUCGAGAUGGCCGUCUGGAGCAGGUAGUUUUGCGACAUCUAGGGGCUGCAGAGGGUGAUACUGUAAUUGCAAAAGACAUCAGGUUGUCAGAUUUCCUUUCUAACAUGCAUUUAAGAUGAAUGCUUUUGUUUGUAUGUUCCAGAUACUUGCUUAAAAUGACAAGCUUCAAUGUCAAAAGUUAUUUUUACAUUGCAAGUCUGCAAUUGGUGCUUUUUCAGUAAACCAUAUGCACUUGAUCACCCCAAAUUUUUCUGAAAUGGAUACCAGAGAAAGAAGUUGCACUGUACAUUCUGUCGUUGUUGUAAUAAAGUGCAUGCGUUAAAUGGUAGAUGGACAUGCUAUGAGGGUAUAUAAAACUUAAAUAAGUUAAUUUUUAAAGCAUAUAAAUCCAAGUAUGGAUUGAUGGUGGUAUACUCUAUUUGAAGCAUGGUGGAAUGCACUCUUUUAGCCAUCGGUGAGACUUUUAGAAGUAUUACUUGUCUGGCGGAUUUCAAUGUUAAUAUGCAAACAUUGAUUGGGGUGAUGAAGUUUCUUUUCUGUUCACAUUAUUGAGAUCCAAGAUAUACCUUUUUACUGUAUACUGGGAUUUCCUUGCUAGUGGGUGGCACAGCACCAAGAGCCUUAGGAAAGGUUUCAACAUAUAUGUAUCGGUUUUGUUAUCUUUUAUAGGACUUUGUCAGGGCCCUUGUAUUGUUGACCCGUUUCCUUUUGAUGAAUAUACUAGUACAAUCUAAGUUUCACCCAUUGAAUAUACGAUUCCUGGUGAAAUUUCAUUCAAUUUAAGAAGCCUGUUUGUUUAAGGGAAAA
Messenger RNA from Glycine soja, 2261 nucleotides. RefSeq names its product putative RING-type E3 ubiquitin transferase C3H69. Lineage: Eukaryota; Viridiplantae; Streptophyta; Magnoliopsida; Fabales; Fabaceae. The record is from RefSeq and is a predicted model, not a curated record. Gene Ontology annotation, biological process: protein polyubiquitination. The coding region runs from base 482 to 1573 and encodes 363 amino acids. The transcript is spliced from 8 exons. Gene Ontology annotation, molecular function: metal ion binding; ubiquitin protein ligase activity.